This is a messenger RNA of Colletotrichum navitas, 1184 nucleotides long. RefSeq lists its product as uncharacterized. The record is from RefSeq and is a predicted model, not a curated record. The transcript is spliced from 3 exons. NCBI's taxonomy places the organism in Eukaryota, Fungi, Ascomycota, Sordariomycetes, Glomerellales, Glomerellaceae. Bases 145 to 507 code for a protein of 120 amino acids.
CCCGUGCUCAACCCAAAAGAGACUACCUACCCGGCCGCGCACGCCGUCGGUGAAGCGUAGUAGCGCAGACGGACUGGCGGUAUAGGGCUCAGCCACGCCCGCUGCUUUCGCCUCACACGUGUUGGCUACCAUCUCGGGAAAGCGAUGAUGGCAUGCCGCAUCGCAUCCCCCGUCUCUCCUCUGUCCAUCGUCUUUGCCUCUGUCCAAAGCACAACAUGGAAAUCAACCUGCCGGCAAAAAGUCUGUUCUCCCCCUGUCCACACGGGUCCAAAUGCGGACAAGGGCCGGACAAGGGUUCGCAGUCCAAUGGCAUCGUUGAGCCGCCAUCCCAAGGGCGAGAAAAGCUGCACGCAUGGCGGCGCAGUUGCUGUUGCACGUCUCACGGCCAUUGAAGCCGUCUCGACAAUUCCGCCCCGCCGCCUACUCUCCGUACCCUGCAUAUUGCCGACCUACCAUCGACUGAGGUGCCUCUUCCAGCGUCUCUUCCUCCAUCCAUCUUACACUUGAACCCCCCUCCCAUGUCCGUGGCCCCCUCUCUGCUGCACCUCUGUUUUGCUUUCUUCUCUCCCACAGCCAUGUUCCCCCGUCCCCAAUGAUGCGUCCGAAUCUGCACACUGCCCCUCGUCCGCCUGGGUCGGUUCCCACCACGGCAGCAGUUCGCAUUUCGAUGCUCGUCCAGCUUGCACCUAGCAUUGCCCUUUCCAGACGCCCCUCGCUUCUCUUCUGAGAUGAGUCAACAUGUUGACUGGCCCAAGCCGCCCUCCGAUCUGCUCCCUCCUGCGUGCAUUCCUUGACGCCUUGUACCCAAUCCCAACCCGCCCGUCCUCGGCGGUUGCAGCAGCUCACCUGACCAGGACUCGUGAUCUCUAAUUCCUGACCGCUGCAUUAGCCAUGGCCCCGAGGGAAGAGAGAACUGUUGUCGUAGCCUGCCCGCUUGGGUACGGUACUGUAUACAUGAGCACUGCGUAGUGAAGAAGCCCCAGAGGCAAGGAGGGGGUGGGGGUGAGGGGGUGAAGUGAUGUCCAGACGCCACGCGCAAAGAAAUAGCAAUCGACAUGCACCCUCGUCUGCCGAUACAGACAGACAGACAGAGGAUACGUAGUGUGUGGCCCUGCAGAAGUACCCUAUCUACUAGGUAGCCAUACCCCUGCCCGCUGAAGCCGGCCGACAUUUGCCUAUUCACG